AUGCUUCCCACAAACGCAGAUCCGAAAGACAUUACCAGCAUUACGUUAACCCAACAAACAGGUCAACGCAAAACAAUUGCUUUGAGUGGAAAAACACCUGAAAAUCCAACACGUCAUUUGCGUGGCGAUAAGACUUUUCAAGUUCCGGAAAGUGAGAACAUUAAGCGAAAGUCAGUUCCAAUGUUGUUUGGGGACAUUUCGUUUCCGAUUCCAGUUGAUCCCGACACACUGACAACUGAAUCAUUAGAUAUCUCAACCACUGAAGCGCCAGUGGCAACGGAUAACCAGUCUUUAACCAUUACCGCGCCAACUUCCACCGGGAGCCAGUCACCAACCAAACCAACGUCAACUUUCAGCAAGAUCCAGACAUCAACCCAAACCACGGCCAAUACCAUCACGGCUUCCACCACAGCUUCAACAACUACCACCACAGAAAAAAAAGGGUCAAACUCGACCGAAUCAACGCCUACAACAACACAUAAAUCUUCAGCAGCAUCCACCACAGUGACAAAAUCAACAACCUUUGCCGCGGUGUCGACAACCAAUGGACAUACAUCGAAGUCGACGCCGACACCUUCAGCGAUUUCAACUACCAUAACCACAUCAGAAGUAACUAGUUCCGAUACAACUACUGUUUCGCCUAAUUUAUUCGAACAAACAACGACGGCAUCGGAGCCACCCUUAUCGAGCACAUUGUCAGUUGCUCCAUCAACGACUGAGGAACCUUCGACCACCGUGUACUCGAUACCAAACCUUCCCCCUCUGUUCCCGGUUUCCGGUAGAGACAGCAGUUCAGAAGAAAACGACGAUGAUGACGACUUCUGGACAGACCUUUUCGCCGACGACGAUGACUCUAGCUGGAAUUUCUGGCUUCACAAUGGUAAAGCAGAGGAUAGGUUCUGGUGGGACAGUAUGGUAGGAGAUGUUCUUUCAAAUACUAUCCAGGAACCGACAGUUAUGAACAUAUCGAGCGAGAAGCUGAAGGAAAUCCCUAGAGCUCAACUUCCUAACCUUGGGAUGGUGCAAAAAAUAGAAGCACCUGUUUCUAUAAUGGAGGCCAGGCGACUGCAUGCGGAUAUUGAGAGGGAUCUAGACAUCAUGUACUUUAACACAAAAAGUUGGCUCGGUGCUUUUGCUGCGGCACAAGACUUGAAGCAAAAGGACUUGAGAAAACUUAAGAUAUUAGACCGAUUAAUAAACGGGAUGAACGACAAAUUGUCCAGGCAGUUUCUUCAGUAUUUUCCGGAAAUGUCGAGCAUGCAAAUGUCGACAAGAGGAGGACAUGACGGAAAUGUAGGGAGUUCAUACGAAAGCGAUGCCGUGCCUCUCGUCGGAACAUCGUAUGUUUUCCCGCCUAUCCAUGCUACUAAAACUGCAUUUGAAGACACCGUUCCAGAAGACGCCAACCAAGCGAAAUAA
Molecule: messenger RNA, 1419 nt
Organism: Mya arenaria
Lineage: Eukaryota; Metazoa; Mollusca; Bivalvia; Myida; Myidae
Product: mucin-5AC-like
Exons: 1
Coding region: 1-1419 (472 amino acids)
Source: RefSeq, a predicted model, not a curated record